Molecule: messenger RNA, 736 nt
Organism: Zymoseptoria tritici IPO323
Lineage: Eukaryota; Fungi; Ascomycota; Dothideomycetes; Mycosphaerellales; Mycosphaerellaceae
Exons: 1
Coding region: 34-534 (166 amino acids)
Source: RefSeq, a predicted model, not a curated record
CUUCCGCUCACUUUCGUCACCUCGGUCUUUGGGAUGGAGAUCCUCCCGGAUCGUAAGCAUUUUCCGUCAAUCAUUCAAGCCACUUCGCAAACUAACAGUGCGCAGGCGAGCCAUUAUGGAGGUUCGCCGCCGUCACAGUCGCAAUCUGUCUCCCAUGCUUCAUCCUCGUCGGCUCCCUCAACUCGCGAGCCGGUCUUCACUGGUGGCGAUCCAAGUGCUACGCCGUGUGGAACAGUCUCCGCAGGAUACGGCCGGGACGAGACUCCGCCAACAACGACGACGAUUCACCAGCUUUCAGUCGUGCAACCACGAUCGUGGCUCCGACCACUGCGAACGACUACCCUCUGCCAAGCGACAUCUCAACGCACGCGAAGAUGGCGAGGCGACUGCGCAGACUUUCGUCUAGCAAGAAUGUUGAGAAGUUCUCUCCACCGCCUGUGCGUGAGGCCGUGGUUCGCGAGGAGGCCGAUGUCGUGCCGCAGAUGGAAGUGCAAUGGGGCGAGCCGCGGCAACAGGGCAUGUCGCGUCGGAUGAGCGAGAUGAUGGAUGGUGGUAUGUCGCCGUUGGCAAGGAGUAAUACGCUGAAAGAAGAGACGGAGGGUCCACAACGAGGAGGCCAGACAUAGCCACGUACGACGUCCUAUCUUGCUGAUAGGUCGAUGAGCUGUGAAUCUCACCCUCGGCUCUAGGCACGGAGCGCCCUCGCGGCCUGUCCACGUUCUCGCUCCCUGAGAGC